AGCGUCCUGAUUCAUCGCUUGACUCUUCAACUGUCUGUGUACUGACUGCGCCAGUACCCCACCCCCUAGAACUCCUGACAACUACCUUAGCGAGGAAACACUCCUCGAUUUUUCUCCGUCUUCAAAAUUAUCGCCAUGGAUUCCUUGGCAUGCACUGCAUGGCCAUCUAGAGCUGUAGCUGUGUCCGUUUCAACACGCUCUCACUCUGACGGUGGAGCGUCGGAGUCUAUAAGUGGGUCAGGGAGAACUCGUCUUGCCCCUGCAAUCGCCAUUGUUCGGUCCAGUGCGUUUAUCGACAACGCAGGCUGUGCAGCCCUUCGUCACCAGGAGGAGGGGACUCGUUCGGAAGGGCGGCGGCUCCCAAGAACUGUUGGUAGCAGCAUAUCCCCAUCCCCACGUCGAUCCCGUGAUGUAUUUGCCAGGCCGCGAGCUGUAGAUCGUAAUGGAGCUGUUGGCGCUGUAAGUGCCGAAAGAGCGAACACUGCUGUGUCUGAAAAGUUCGCAGCGGACUCUUCUUCUCUGCCCGUGGAACAGCGAAAGAUGACGCUGGUGUUCGUAGGGGCGGAGACUGCACCGUGGUCCAAGGUCGGAGGUCUGGGCGAUGUGAUGGGCGCCCUUCCACCGGCGCUAGCUGCCCGUGGACAUCGCGUGAUGACGGUAUCUCCGCGGUACGACCAGUACCACGAUGCUUGGGACACCAGUGUCACUGCACAGGUCAGCCUUGGAGGGGAGCUGGAGACUGUUCGCUUCUUCCAUUCGCUCAAUCGAGGAGUGGACCGGGUGUUCGUCGAUCAUCCGCUUUUCCUCGAAAUGGUGUGGGGCAAGACAGGCCAAAAGAUCUACGGCGAGAAAGUGGGGGUUGAAUACCCUGAGAAUCCUCUGCGGUUCGCCAUCUUCUGCCAGGCUGCACUUCAGGCGCCCUUGCUCCUCCAUUUGGCGGAGGGCACGGGAAUGUCCUCCCCGUACGGAGAGGAUGUGGUUUUCGUCGUCAAUGAUUGGCACGCCGCACUUGUUCCUCUUUACCUGAAGAGCAGAUUUCAGUCCAGAGGGACGUACGCAAACGCCAAG
Molecule: messenger RNA, 1068 nt
Organism: Chara braunii
Lineage: Eukaryota; Viridiplantae; Streptophyta; Charophyceae; Charales; Characeae
Source: the annotation of a GenBank genome assembly